GAUACUUUUAUGGAUCGCUUUGAUAAACGAGCAGGUGGUUCGUAGCAGAAAUAGUUUGAGGCAUGGUUUUGUUAGCAUGUUUGUGCGGCUGUUGUCGCCUUACAGCCUUCUAUUAUUAGGGUCCUCUAUGGGUCCCGGUGUCAGCUCUAUUUCCCAUUUUCUUUAAUUUAUUGUCCGUGAUGUCGCGUUUUAUCGCGACACUGGCGUCCCUUGCAAACUCCCAGCCGACUGUGUCGCGCCUGUUUCGGGUUUUCCACGGCAGCUCCCUGUGAUAUUUGGGUGAAAACAAACCAGGAGAUGGUGACCUUUUUCAGUGCCAGGAGCGAAGCGGGGGUGAGCGGCGAUUUGUGUGAAGGAGGGCAGUUGAAUUCCAGAAUUGGGCAACUCCAAGGAAAAGCAGCGCUGUCAGCUGUCCCUACUCAGGUCCAAGGGACACCAAGUGACCCGUGUAACACAUUUGGCAUCUGACCCAUUUGUUGCUGUUCAGGGUCAACAACCCAACUGCCUAAUCUCACUAUCUGCCUCGUCUUCUCUCAUCCAAGUGUUAAUAUCUUGAUUUUUAUAUAUAUAUAUAUAUAUUUUUUUUUUCCCUUUGAAAGUGGGCCGCCCCCUCCUUUUUUUUUUUUUUUUGCCUUUAAGGAAUGACUAAGAAGUUUAUAAUGAGCUCUGUGAGAAGUGGAAAGAAAAGCAUCAGUGCAGCCAAAACUAACAGUUGAACUGAACGGGAUCACUCUGAGUCAUAGUACCAAGUUAUCUGCAAAGUUACAAGAAGAUUUCUUCAUUUGAAAAACUUUUACCAUGUUGGAGCUCUGCAUAACCCCAUAUCUAGCACUGAGGAAAAACUUGGAUCCAAAUAUCGUGAUGACUUAAUGAACGAUUGAAAGACUUUUCUCUGGGGGGAAAAAAAAGAAAAUCAGGCAAAUCUGGUCCCGUUUUCUGUCGUCGCCGUCUCGCCCCCUGCCUUUUAAAUCCUUUCUUUAUUUUUACCCGUGUCUGCAUGAGGUGCAGGGAUGCCGCAUCACGUCGACCGCAGUUCAUGAGAGAGAGGUUUACGGUGGAGCAGAGUGGGAAGACAGGAAAUGACAGAGUGCCUGACAGAAUGCAAGGCGCUGGUGACUCCAUCCACGCGCAACGGUCACCGCGUCUUCAGCUACACGUUGGAGAGCCACACCUCGGCCGCCUUCGCCAUCAUGAACGAGCUGCGCCUGGAGAAGCAGCUGUGCGACGUCACCCUGCGCGUGCGCUACAAGGACCUGGAGGCGGUGGACUUCGUGGCUCACAAGGUGGUGCUGGCCUCGUCGUCGCCCGUCUUCCGCGCCAUGUUCACCAACGGCCUGAAGGAGUGCGGCAUGGAGCUGGUCCCCAUUGAAGGGAUUCAUCCCAGAGUUAUGGACCGAUUGAUUGAGUUUGCCUACACUGCCAGCAUCUCUGUGGGGGAGAAGUGCGUCAUCCAUGUGAUGAACGGCGCCGUCAUGUAUCAGAUAGACAGUGUGGUCAAGGCCUGCUGCGACUUCCUCGUCCAGCAGCUCGACCCCAGCAACGCCAUCGGCAUCGCCAGCUUUGCUGAGCAGAUCGGUUGCACGGAGCUCCACCAGAAGGCCAGAGAAUACAUCUACAUGAACUUCAGCCAGGUUGCAACCCAGGAGGAGUUUUUCAACUUGUCCCAGUGCCAGCUGGUCAACCUCAUCAGCCGCGAUGAGCUCAACGUGCGUUGCGAGUCCGAGGUCUUCCAGGCAUGCGUGGCCUGGGUCCGCUACGACCAGGAGAACCGGCGACCGUACGUCCAGGCCUUACUCCAGGCUGUCCGCUGCCAUUCCCUCACUCCCAACUUCCUGCAGGCGCAGCUCCAGUCUUUGGACUGGGACCCUCAGUGUAAAGACUACUUAGCUCAGAUCUUCCAGGACCUCACACUCCACAAACCCACCAAAGCCGUUCCUUGCCGAACUCCCAAGGUACCGCAGCUCAUCUACACCGCAGGGGGAUAUUUCCGCCAGUCUCUGAGCUACCUGGAGGCCUACAACCCCUGUACAGGUGCCUGGCUUAGGCUGGCUGACCUGCAGGUUCCCCGCAGUGGGCUGGCAGCCUGCGUCAUCAGCGGACUCUUCUACGCCGUCGGCGGCAGAAACAACGCCCCUGACGGGAACAUGGACUCCAACGCGUUGGACUGCUACAACCCUAUGAACAACUGCUGGCACCCGUGUGCGCCAAUGAGUGUUCCAAGGAACCGAAUUGGGGUCGGCGUCAUCGAUGGCAUGAUUUAUGCGGUUGGCGGUUCACAUGGGUGCAUCCAUCACAACAGCGUGGAAAGGUAUGAUCCGGAGCGGGACCAGUGGCAGCUGGUGGCCCCAAUGUUAACGCGGCGUAUUGGUGUGGGUGUCGCCGUGAUCAACCGACUGCUUUACGCCGUCGGGGGUUUCGACGGCGCCAACCGGCUCAGCUCCUGUGAGUGCUACUAUCCAGAGAAGGACGAGUGGAGGACCAUGGCCCCCAUGAACACUGUGCGGUCUGGAGCUGGUGUGUGUGUGCUGGGUAAUGAAAUUUUUGUGAUGGGUGGAUACGACGGCACCAACCAGCUGAACACAGUGGAGCGCUACGACGUGGAAACGGAUACGUGGAGCUCUGCCGCCUCCAUGAGGCACAGGCGCAGUGCGCUGGGAGUCACUGCUUUACACGGACGCAUUUAUGUGUUAGGAGGCUACGACGGCAACACUUUCCUGGACAGUGUGGAGAGCUAUGACCCAGAGACAGACAGCUGGUCGGAGGUCACCCACAUGACAUCGGGGCGGAGCGGCGUGGGCGUGGCCGUCACCAUGGAGCCGUGCCAAAAGGGUCUGUCUCGGAGUCAGAAGACCGAGAGCUUCGAAGGCUCGAUCGUCCAGUCCGUCAGCUCCGAUUUUAGCCAGUGUGAACCGUUUAGCUAAGGCACAUGAAUGUUUCCACACGCCCUCAUACGUUGUUGAGCCGCCCUAAUGUUUAGCUCUGCUCUGUAUAAAGUAAGGGCAGACGUGUGCGGAACACCACAUCCUGCCUCAUUGACUUAAGGUGAAUCAACACGAGUCGUAUCUUAUUGUCCGUGCGCUGCUGAUUCUCUUCUGUAAGGUGGAAAUUAGCAGCACUGAGCACAUGACCCCUCAGUGCAUCUGUUCUACAGCCAACAGACCAUUUUCAACCAGAAAAGGGCUGGAAAUUGAAAUGUAUUUUAUUGGCUCAAAAAACUCAUCAGGUCAUUUUUUUUAACUGAUUGAAUCUGAUAGGGAAACUACAAUAGGACUAAAAGUAGCAGGCCGUAGUAUUUAAAGUGCCAUUACAGUGCCUGGGGGGGGCUUUGUUAUUACUAUAGUUAGUAUAACGUGUCCUUGGAAAGGAGCAUACCUCUUAACAUGAAGUCCAUGCAUGACAAUGGGCCUCAUGCAAGAAUGUUUUAGAGCUUUCCACAAAACAUUUAUGACUUUUUUUUUCAUUCCCAAUAUUUGAUUAAGAAGUUGCCGUUUCCAGACGGAAAUGCAAAAUCUGCAUCGGGUGUAGCAGAAACAUUUGGAUCAGCUGGCAAACAGUAACUUCUAGUGGUUUUACUCUGCUGUAAGUAAAGAAUUCUGUUUACUAGCUCCCCUGCUUGUAAAGAUGUGUAAAAAGUCUUUAAAUAAAUUCAUGCUUUAUUAUAGCAGCACAUUAAAGAUGUUCUAAAAACACAACAUUUGCAUAACGUACAAAAAACACAUUAAGAAUGUAAUUUACACUGCAGAAACUCCCUGCCAAAUAUGUGUAGCUAAAGAAUUUGUUUUAAUCAUUCUUUUUUAGGUUGAUCUUAGUUUAUAAAAACUUGUGAUUAUUAAUUUGAGCUGUACCAGAGGCGCAAGUGUUUUAGUCAAUACCAGUAUAAGAAUUCCCAUUUGUUUUGCCACAAUUCCCAGUGAGCAGAGUAAAAAAAAAAAAAAAAACACUCCUGAAACACU
This is a messenger RNA of Poecilia latipinna (sailfin molly), 3953 nucleotides long. It is a transcript of the gene keap1b, whose product is annotated as kelch-like ECH-associated protein 1b. Bases 1080 to 2921 code for a protein of 613 amino acids. The record is from RefSeq and is a predicted model, not a curated record. The transcript has 7 exons. NCBI's taxonomy places the organism in Eukaryota, Metazoa, Chordata, Actinopteri, Cyprinodontiformes, Poeciliidae. Gene Ontology annotation, molecular function: protein binding.